AAUGCAACGACACAAACACACACUCCAGAAACCCAAGAAAUGAACCCAACGCAGCUUCCACAGGCGCUUGGGCGCGUGUUAUCCUCGUCCGAGAUGAACAAAUCCCUCCCCGGCUCAGGAGAUAUCGAGUCUUCUCUAAUUCAAAUUUACAACCAUCACCACCAAAAUUCCCUCCAGCUCCGGGAUCAGGCUGAGAAAGCGAAGAAAGACGCGAUUAUGAAGGCGGGGAGAGUGUCGGAUUUGUUGGUGGAGGCCGUGAACGGCGGUGUGCAAGAGUCGUUUGUAAACGAGAAGCGAAUCGAGGCGGAGAUUCGUGCUUUGGCUUCUACCAUUGCUCGUUUCAUGAAGCAGACCGAUCAGUGGCUCGCUGCUUCUCACUCCAUUAACACCGCUGUUAAGGAAAUUGGAGACUUUGAGAACUGGAUGAAGAGCAUGGAUUUCGAUUGUAAGAGUAUCAACGCAGCAAUCCGCAACAUCCAUCAACAAUGAGUAGUACCAAUAAUAAUGAAAGAGAACCAAAUAUCUUGCUCAACACUGGAACACUUCAGAGUUCUUAGAUAAGAUGAGAUGCAAAGCUCCAUGUUCUGCUUGAAGCUUUACAUGCUGCAGGGAAACUAAAUCUCCUUUCCGUACGCGUCUGAAGAAAGACAAUGGAGUCCUCAGAUAGUCAGACUAUUGUGAGCUCCGAAUGGAACCCUCUUAGACUUUCUGAAGUUUCUAGAAUUAGGGGAGAUGAUUGAAGAAGAGUGACAUGGAAUUUUUAGGCCGACAUGGAGUUUAAAUUGUACUAUUUUACCCUUUUUAGGAAUAAAGCUAUUAUUUAAAAUAAGAUUUUGAACUACCUUAUGUUGAGAGAAAAAAAAAACGUUCAGUAGCAUACUCUCA
Hibiscus syriacus is the source of this 885-nucleotide messenger RNA. RefSeq names its product biogenesis of lysosome-related organelles complex 1 subunit 1-like. The transcript has 4 exons. NCBI's taxonomy places the organism in Eukaryota, Viridiplantae, Streptophyta, Magnoliopsida, Malvales, Malvaceae. The coding region runs from base 40 to 489 and encodes 149 amino acids. The record is from RefSeq and is a predicted model, not a curated record. Gene Ontology annotation, biological process: endosomal transport. Gene Ontology annotation, cellular component: BLOC-1 complex.